AUGGAGGAAUUAGCCUCAGCUCAACAAAAAGACGAGGAACUAAAGACACUACUCGACAGAAACAUUUCUCUAGUUUUACGCAAAUUUAUUCUCUCAGGAACAAGUUCUCUAUUAUAUUCCGGUUGCAUCACAGACACGAUCCGCCCUUUCGUUCCUAAAGUUUUCCGAAGAAGAAUAUUUGAAGCCGUUCAUAAUCUAGCUCACCCAAACGGAAAAGCUUCCAGCAAACAAAUUGGUCAGAAAUUUGUGUGGCCAUCAAUGGACAAAGAGAUUCGAAACUGGUCACAAUCUUGUCUUCUUUGUCAAACCACAAAAAUUCAUAGACACAACAAGUGGCCUGAAGCAAUCCCGCUAUCUAAUAUCUCCGCGGAUACGGUGGCAUCAGCUGUUUACGACAAUUGGAUUGCUCGUUACGGUGCCUCACGCACUAUUACAUCUGACCAGGAUCCGCAAUUCGAGGCCGCGCUCUUCAAAGCCUUCACCAACAUGGUGGGCUGCAACCGGACAAGAACAGCAGCUUAUCAUCCCGCCUCAAACGGAUUAGUCGAACGAUGGCACCGCACGCUUAAAUCCGCCCUCAUCUGCCACGGAGGUCAAAAAUGGGUGGAAUACCUACCUACUGUUCUCCUAGGCCUACGUACUUUGUUCAAGGCAUCCGCCGCCGAGUUAUUGUACGGUACUACUCUACGAGUCCCCGGUGAGUUUUUCGACUCCGAAGAUCCUCCAAUAGAUCCGGAGAUCUUUAUUGAAAAACUAAGAUUACAUAUGCAUCAAUUAAGAGCUCAACCCACGGCACAUCAUAUUAAACCCAGACUUUUUCAAUAUAAGGAUUUGCAGUCUUGUUCGUACGUUUUUAUCAGAGAGGAUGCAGUUAAAAAGCCAUUACAAGCCCCUUACAAUGGCCCUUACAAAGUUAUAGAACGUUUUUCUGAUUAUCUUUUUGCUAUAGAUAUCAACGUACGAGUUGCAAAUAUCUUCACAGAGAGGCUUAAACCAGCAUACAUGGUUAAUCUGGAGGAAACUAGUCAUCCGUCAUCAUCUCUGCGUGCGAGUCCGCAAGAAGCUUCUACCUUGAAGACCUAUCCCCUCAGUUUAUAUAUUCACGAUACAAGUGGUUCUAAAACAAUCUAUCCCCUUCCGAAUCAGAAAUUAGCCAAAAAUGAGCUAGAAGCUUUUGUGUAA
Molecule: messenger RNA, 1182 nt
Organism: Monomorium pharaonis (pharaoh ant)
Lineage: Eukaryota; Metazoa; Arthropoda; Insecta; Hymenoptera; Formicidae
Exons: 3
Coding region: 1-1182 (393 amino acids)
Biological process (GO): DNA integration
Molecular function (GO): nucleic acid binding
Source: RefSeq, a predicted model, not a curated record